Molecule: messenger RNA, 5068 nt
Organism: Hypanus sabinus (Atlantic stingray)
Lineage: Eukaryota; Metazoa; Chordata; Chondrichthyes; Myliobatiformes; Dasyatidae
Gene: fbxo30a
Product: F-box protein 30a
Exons: 3
Coding region: 220-2601 (793 amino acids)
Molecular function (GO): ubiquitin protein ligase activity; zinc ion binding; protein binding
Source: RefSeq, a predicted model, not a curated record
CUGAUGGAACAAAGGCCGCGGCCUAGCCGGUUGCGUGACAGUGAAUGCCGGGAGGCCCGGCCCCGUGAGGCAGCGUUUGGCUGUUGUCGCUGGCUGAGCUGGCGCCGCGCCCGAAGGCCUGACGCUGCUCUUUGCGGCCAGGCCAGGGAGACGACCGGCUCUCCCUGUGUCUGAAAGUUCAGCCUGCGUGCAAUUCAGCACCGAGGGCAAGGGCCCGGUAUGAGGCCCGGCUUCCCGGAUCCCGGCGGUGAGAGUUGGCGGGAGAGACGCCUUCAGUUCGGGGCUGGAGUGGAUACAAUGGAACAACACCUGCACUGCUUAAACUGUGUAAGCCGGCGCUGUAUGGUCCGGCUGGAGGAGAACGUGUCCUGCGACCUGAUUGGCUGCCCCUUGGUAUGUGGUGCGGUCUUCCAUUCCUGCAAAGCAAGUGAACACCGCCUACUGUGCCCCCUCGAGCGGGUACCAUGCCUUAACAGUGAGUUUGGCUGCCCGUUCAUCAUUGCACGGAACAAGCUCGGCGAGCACCUGGAGCUCUGCCCCGCUAGUGUCGUCUGCUGCACGAUGGAGUGGAAUCGCUGGCCAGUCAGCUACGCUGACCGCAAGUCGUAUGAGAGCCUGAGCAAAGACUGCGAUGGGGUAGAGCAGCUGGAUAUGGCAUUGGCCCUUCAGGACCAGAGGAUGCUGCUGGAAUCACUCAAAGUGGUAACUACUGCCUCAAACACAGCUGCUAAACCAUUCCGAAAUGUGGAGCAGGCUCCUGUUGUCCCAGGGUUGAGGGAUGAAGCUCCCUCCAGCAGCUUGCUGUCUGCCAAUGAAGAGGCCUACAGUGAACUGUAUCGGGCAACAGUUGAAACCACAAGGACUUUAGCAGUGGCCCUUGACCUCUUGAACAACGCUGCUAAAGAGCCGGAAGAGUCGGUGAACAGUCAAUUGCCUGAGGAGUGGGCUGAAAGAGAUGGAGAUGUUCAGGCUGCUGAGGAGGAACGAGAGGAUAGUGAUCUCCAAAGAACUGUUGCAGGAAGAGGAGCAGAGGGUAGCACAGAGCAUGGAUCUGUGGUGGGGGGUCUGCCGUGGAGAGACUGGGGUUUGUAUGUGGAGGAGAAUGGGCUUCAUGCAUUGUCGGGCAUGGUGACUGGAGCAGAUGAAGGAGGUGGAUGCAUUCAGGUAAAGACAAGUUCCUUGUGCAAUGGUUUCCACGAGGCAGAAGUGGAUACUUCCAUGUUGGAUCCACAGGAAAUCGACUCGUAUGAUAAUGACCAGCCAGCAGAAGAGGUGAUGAAUGGCUCAUAUCAUGUAAAUGACAUUGACGAUGGUGGCAGCCCUUCGGAACCUGAUCACUUCUUGCCUGUGUUCGCACAGCUGCUGACUGUGGAGAGCUUGUUGAAUGCGGACCGUCUCCAGGAGGGGCCCCUGCUUUCUGAUGCUUGUGGAGUGGGAAGGAUAGCUGGUAGGUGUGGGGAGCGUCAGGUGUUGAAAAAUGCCACCACAUUCAAGCUGUUUGAAGGACACAAUGGUCGUCGGGCAUACCUGGGUGAUGCAAAUUGGUACAGAAGGAAAAUGGAAAGCAAAGCAGUGGAUACGUCGGAUUUGGAGGUAGAUGAUGACCCUCUGGAACUUCAGGGGAUUGACCUGAUCACUGCUGCUUUGUUGUUCUGCUUGGGAGACUCUCCUAGUGGUAGAGGGAUUUCAGACAGCCGCAGUGUUGACGGAAGCCACAUUGAUUUGGGCACGCAGACUUUCUCCUUUCCAGCAGCCAUUUUAGCUACCAAUACCAUGGUGGGAGAGAUUGCUUCAGCAUCUGCAUGCGACCACGCAAACCCUCAGCUGUCCAACCCGAGCCCCUUCCAGACCCUUGGGCUGGACCUAGUCCUGGAAUGUGUGACCAGGCACCAGAGCAAGCAGCGGUCCAUGUUCACUUUUGUGUGUGGUCAGUUCUUCAGGAGAGACGAGUUCCCGUCACACUUCAAGAAUGUGCACGGGGACAUUCACGCUGGCCUUAAUGGCUGGUUAGAACACAGAUGCCCUUUGGCCUAUUAUGGCUGCACCUACUCUCAGAGGCGUUUCUGUCCUUCCACUCAGGGCUCUAGAGUCAUUCACGACCGGCACCUGAAAUCCUUUGGAAUCCAGCCGUGUGUGCCAUCCAUUUUGUUGGACACACCAGAGUGUCGGACUCCCAGCACAGGAUUGGCAGUGGAUCAACUGAGCAGACUGCCCUUUGAGAUUUUGCAGCACAUAGCUGGAUUUCUAGAUGGGUUCAGUUUGUCUCAGCUCUCAGAAGUUUCACAUUUAAUGAGGGACGUGUGCGGGAGUCUGCUGCAGGUCCGGGGAAUGGUUCUGCUACUCUGGGAAAAGAGGCACAACGUUCAUGGACAUACUUCUUGGAAAACAAAAGGCAAGGCCUGGCGAUUCAGCACUGCCUUUGGCACGGUUAGUGAGUGGAAGUUUGCAGAAAUUGCUAGCAUGGCCGACCACCUGAAAGACUGUCGCUACAACACAGUGGAGAGGACUGGGGAGGCUGUGCCAUUACCCUGCAUGUGUGUGACACGGGAGCUCACUAAAGGGGGACGGCCUUUACGUUCCGUCCUGAAAGCAGUUCUCUAAUCUCUUUGCUCACUGACAAUGUACUGCAAACAAUUCUAAUCUUAAAUAUGAUCCGUCAACUUUGUAUACAACUUAUUUUGCUUUGUGAAAUUUAUUUUUGUAGUACAGUAACCUGUGCUGUUGUAAUCAAGGCAAUGAAAAGGUCUUGAAAGAAACAUUGAACUUAUGGACGUUUUGUGAGUGGAAACCUCUCCUUCCUGGAGUCUUCCAUUUGUACAUACAAUUUCCUGCAUGGAUCUUGCCUUUAAAACCUCUUGCAAUUUUAUCCCUCCCCUCAGCAAUUGUAAACCCUUGUGAAUGUCGGACAUAUGAAGGAGGUACAGUAUUUAUCGUCAUUUUUGUGUCCUGAUUUAAAUAUGGCAACAUCAGUUAUUUAGCAAGUCAAAUAUACACUCAGCUCACAUAGGAAUGAUAUUCUGGUGUGAGUUACAACUUGAGCAUAUUGACUUUAGGAAUAUUGAAUUAUAGUACAGUGAGCUAGCUUUUGCAAAACACUGUUAUACCUCACACUGAUCAAAGCUAAGGCAAAGUGCAGUGGAUUCAUAGUACCUAUACAGUUUUGCCACUUUUUGCACUUUAGUUUUAGUCUCAUUUUAACUAGCUCACCAAAUGGUUAAUGGAUUCAUAUCUAUAUUUUCCCGCUCAGUGGUUCUUGCUCUCCUUGUUAACUUUCUGCCUUUACAAGUAUUACCUGUGAAGUUUGACAGUUUGAGAGAAAAUGGGCAAGUUUCUUUCAAACUAUUAUCUGAGGGCUAUUUCCAGUCUUCCAACAUGAAAGGGCUGUGCUGUGUGAAUCUUAAAUGACUAAUUCCAUCAUCGAAGAAGCAAAAAUCACUUGAAAGAAGGCAUAGUACUCAGCUACUAAAGUAUUGUCGUUAUACUUCUGAAUGCAUUUCCCUUUGAAUUUUUUCUUCAAGAAAAAAAUUCUAGAUUUUGUUUUGCCCAAUUUUGUUUAUACAUAUUGCAAAAAAAAAAUCUCCAUAAGCCUUGGCAUGUGAGACUCCUAUUGCACAAGGUGUUGAAAUAGCCUCAUUUUAUCCAAAUGCCUUUUCACCCAGGUGGUCUUCAGUGUGUGGGGUGGGGGGGAGGGGUGGAAUAGAGAAAUGAUAUAAGGACUACAAUGGGUGUUGUGGAAGUCUGUGAAUCCAAUUUAAUGGCUGCUGUACACAAGAGUAUUAGUGGCUCUCAUUUGUAAAAUCUGGAUGGCACUGCUCUGUAAAGCUCAGUUCCCUUAUAAGCUGCUGCCUUAAUUUCUGUAAACACUUUGAGGGAAGUACUGUAUGUAGAUUGGUGCUAACAUUUAUUUACCAGCUCUAUCUGUGCUCCAGAAUACAAGUUUGCACAUAUUCGGCCAACUUUUGAGAAGGCAUUAAGUUACUCUUUAUGAACUUCAUUUAAAUUUUAUCUUCGGUUGUUUGCAGGGUGAGGAGAUACUAUUAAUAACAGCAUUUAUUGCCUGAGCACCUUCAUUGAAUCAUUUAUUGAUGUGUUCAUUAAAAAUCUACUUGUUCUUGGUGGUAUGACAACUGUCAAUAAAAUCAUGUUGCAGCAAGUACAUGUAUCUCUUAGAAAAGUCAUCCAAAUGAAAAUGUUCAAAAUAAUGGCACACAGGUUUGAGCCUGGUCAUCUGACCAAAAGGAAGUCAAAGGAAUGGAUCAAGGCAGAGAAAUCUCUUGUAAACUUCAUGGAGCCUAGCUUACAGGACCCUGGGGUUGAUAUGGUAGCUGCCCUCGCAGGUGUCUGAUCUUCCAGACGAAGAAUACAAUGAAUUGCUUGAAGAAAAAGACAAUGGAAUGGAAUGCUUGAAUUGUGAAAUUCUUGUGCAUGAGCAUGUUUAAUUUAUGUAAUGGUAAAAAGAAUGAAAUGAUUUUUUUGCAUUAAUACCUGUUUCUCCAAUGUGUGUAUAUUUUAUUGCUGCAUAUUAAAGAAUACACUACACAUUUUGAUCCUUUUUUGAUCUCCGAAAGCCCUUGCUUGCAGUUGUGUACACAAGCAAUAAUUCUAUCAUUUUGGCUGCCUUGUUUUUUUCAUUCAUAGCUGCCCAAACCCCCACCCUCUCAAUGCACAAGUUGAAAGAUUGGUUCAAUAACACUGUAAUCAUAUCCAUUACCAUUUAGUUAAACUUUGCACUGGGUCUACCCAUAUUUACUAUGUUAGUGUGUACACUUUGAAUCCCAUGUGUCUGAAAUAUCACCUGAGCCCUUGUGUACUUAUCUGCUGUGGGAAUAAAUGGCAUUGAAGAAUCACACUAAAUUCUCUGAUACAAUUAUGAAAAGUUUAAAUUAGCAUUUGCGUGAAACUUCACUUUACUACACUCUGAGGUUUGGAAUGGCAGGAGUUUCUGCUGAAUGAAUUCUCCCCAAUCUCCUGCUUUUUCAAUGCUACACUAUGUUGAGCUUUUGUACUAAAUGCUGGAUUUCAUUUUAAACUGCAAGAAUUUUAAUAAAAGUGUCAUUUUUAUUAACCA